Messenger RNA from Symbiodinium sp. CCMP2456, 1165 nucleotides. The record is from the annotation of a GenBank genome assembly. Lineage: Eukaryota; Dinophyceae; Suessiales; Symbiodiniaceae.
AUGGAAGCUGUCUUCGUACGAGAGAACGCUUUGAAGUUGCACCAGCAUGUGGGACACCUGAAGAGGCCCACUGAUCUGAUUCGUCAUCUGGAGGAUGCUUUUUCGAAGUCAGAGGCCAAGCUGAGCAACUUCUCAGAACUCAAGCUCUCGGAGGCAGACCGCUGCUCAGUUCUGCUACAAAGUCUGAGUACCGAAGUAAGGCAGUACGUGGUGCUGCAUGGGUCCAGCGAGAGCUGGGACAAGCUUCGGCUCACCCUCACUUACUACGAGGAACAACUUAGACUUUGUGAAAUCCCCGGGUCUGCAGGCAGAGCUCUCCAGGAGAAGCUUUGCGACUACUGCGGGAAGAAGGGACACACUGCAGAAAGGUGCUGGCAGCGUCAGAGAGACGAGCGUGGUGGUGAUUCCAAGGGCAAAGGAAAAGGCGAGAAAGGAAAGUCUAAAGGAAAAGGCGACCAGACUCCGAAAGGAUCUGGGACGCCUCGUGGCUCUGAGAAGGGCAAAGGCAAAGGGAAAGGAGACUCCGGAAAGGACAAAGGCAAGGGGAAAGGAAAGAAGAAGAAAAAGGGAGCUGGAAAGGGUCGUGUUCUGAGUGCGCCUGAGAAGCCCCAGCCGGCAGCAAAGACUGUCGCGGAUCCUAGCCUGGAGUCCAUGGGCUCCCUCGGUAGCCGCUUUGCCAAGAAGGAGAGCAUGUCUCAUCUGUGCUCUUCGCUAGGAUUUCGUGUUGUCAAGAAGCACGAUCGAACGGCCAAUCUGUUCAAUGCCUCGGGUGGCUCGAUUGUCGUUUCGGGGGUUGUCGAUCUCGAGGUUCAUUUUGGCGAUGUUUUCCUUAGGCUUGAAGAGGUGUUGGUUGCCGAUGUGGGGUUCAAUGUGAUUUCCCCUUGGACGGGUGCCGAGCGGGGUUGGAAGACCUACUUGUCAAAGGCCGGUGCUCGGAUGUUCAAAGGAAACGGCAAGAAAAGCAUCAAGCUUGUGGGGGCCCAGCGCGCAUGGUGGGCACUUAGCGGAAGCUCGAAGGGUCGUGGUCGGGAGACUUCUUCUAAACGCCCCCCGAAAGGGACGGAGGCCAUGGAGGUAGACUCCUUGAAGGACAGCGACCUGCCAGGAUCGACUCCUGGUUCCCUCGCAGGACCCAAGAAGCGCGGAGAAGGGAUCCUGAAGAAAG